Erinaceus europaeus (western European hedgehog) is the source of this 3833-nucleotide messenger RNA. RefSeq names its product PWWP domain containing 3B (gene PWWP3B). The transcript has 2 exons. The record is from RefSeq and is a predicted model, not a curated record. NCBI's taxonomy places the organism in Eukaryota, Metazoa, Chordata, Mammalia, Eulipotyphla, Erinaceidae. The coding region runs from base 312 to 2399 and encodes 695 amino acids.
AUUUAAUUAUUUUGAUUGUUUCCUUCUGAAUAGGUAGUCUUUGGAAGUGUGAAUCAAGACACCCGGAUCAUAAGACCAGACCUUCCCAAUCACUUUGGUAUCUUCCUCCAAUUCCAACAGUGUGUUCAAGCAUUCCUUGGGAUUUCAGCUGGAAAAGAAGUCAUACAAGCUGUACAAACUUUUAUAGUUCCAAUACGAAAGAGGUUUUUGUAAGGGUAUUGUAUUUGAUAGAGACUGCUUUAGAAGUGGUAAAUACAGGUGGGCACAUAAAUCUCUGAUAACUAUAUCUUGGCACAUAAAUUCAAAUAAUAAUGGAUGCUGAGUAUGUCAUAUGCAAUUGGAAAGACCAGUUAUGGCCAGCUAAAGUUGUGUCUGUGUCUGAGGCUUCAUCAGAUAAUCAGAGAAAUAAGUCAUCUUAUCUGGAAGUUCAGAUUCUCUCACUAGAUGAAAAGAUUACAGUAGAAAGCACAGAAACAGUGAUCCUAAAUAAAUCUCAAAUCAAAGCUAUUGCUUCCACACUAAAAGUACAGUCAGAGGCCAGUGCUCUACCUAGGGAGGAAACAGCUUAUGAAAGGUCACUAAAAGUAGCAAUGGAUAUUCUGAGUGAGAGAGCAGAGUUGAAUAAGGCUAGUAAUUUAGAGGAAGAAGAGACCACUACUCUGUUACAAGAUGCACCAGAAGAGCUUUCUGGUUUGCCUCCUUUUAAAAAGUUUCGGAAGCAGGAAGAAGACUUAUCAAAAUGCUUGGAAGAAAGUGAAAAUUCGCCACCCCUGUUAGUGUCUUCAGAGAGUGAUAACACCCUGUGUGAUGACAAGUCACAGGUGCUCUCAACCAUUGAUGCUAUUCCAGACGAAAUGGAAACAAAGCCAUCCCCAAACUCCAGUUGGUGCCAGUCUUUCCCUUCAUUUCCAGAUGAUGAUGAUGAUGAAAAGGAGAGCAAGAAAAAGAUAGACAUCUUGACAUUCAUGCCUUUGAAUUACCCAAUCAAAGAGGAGGAUGAAUAUAUUAAAGAAGAAAAAUUCUCUCCACAUACACCAGCAGAUCUCUUCACUGUGCCCAAAUAUUUGAAAGAGGAGGAACAGGAUAUUGCCCCAGAGGCUCUGGCUGUUUCCUCUGAAAUCUCUACCUUCUCAGAGAAUAUUGAAGAUCCUGGAGAGGGCCCCUCAAAUCCAUGCUCAAUUGUCAACCAGAAUCAACCUUCUGUGGAAUCGGAAGCUGGAGCUGACCCCAGGCAUUGUUCAUUGGACUGCCAGCCUUCUGUAAGUGCCUCUACCAGUUCCCUGGAUCAUUCAUUCCUUAUGAAUAAUGAAAGAAGUUUUCAGAGACUGGAUUUUGAGGAUCUUGAGGAAGACUUCCAGGAUUCUGCCAAGGCAGCACAACUAAGUGCUAUUGCUGAAUCCUUAUUAAAUGACAAUGAGGAAGAUGAAGAACUUCCACGCUUCAUUUUUCAUUAUGAGCAACGUUCAUAUGAAACAGGAAUGAUCGUUUGGUUUAAAUAUAAAAAGUAUCCAUUUUGGCCAGCAGUAGUUAAAAGCAUUAGGCGAAAAGAAAGAAAGGCAAGUGUCCUUUUCGUUGAGGCAAACAUGAAUCCCGAAAAGAAAGGCAUUAGAGUCACUUUCAGAAGAUUAAAGAAAUUUGAUUGUAAAGAGAAACAAGAACUAGUAGAAAAAGCCAGAGAGGAUUACAGUGAAAGCAUUGACUGGUGCAUUUCACUGAUAUGUGAUUACAGAGUUAGACUAGGUUGUGGUUCUUUUACAGGCUCUUUCCUUGAGUAUUACGCUGCUGACAUUAGUUACCCACUGAGAAAAAUUCUCAAGCAGGAUACAUUCAGAAACAAAUUUCCAAAGCUACAAAAUGAAGAAUAUGUGGGAACAAUGGUUGCGACUUCCCAAACUAAGAAACUGGCCUUUCAGAAAAUUCUCCCUGACCGAAUGAAGGCUGCUCGAGAUCGAGCCAACAAGAACCUGGUGGACUUCAUUGUGAAUGCAAAGGGAACUGAAAGCCAUCUUCUAGCUAUUUUAAAUGGUACAAAAGGGUCCAGGUGGCUGAAAUCAUUUUUGAAUGCUAACAGAUUCACACCUUGUAUUGAAACAUACUUUGAAGAUGAUGAUCAGUUGGAUGAAGUGGUGAAGUAUUUACAAGAAAUCUACAAACAAAUAGAUGGAAGAAUGCUGAGUCUAAUAAGAGAUGAUAAAAUUAAAUUUAUCUUGGAAGUUCUUCUCCCAGAAGCAAUCAUUUGCUCAAUUUCUGCUGUUGAUGGGUUAGAUUACAAGGCCGCUGAAGCAAAGUAUCUGAAAGGACCAUCUCUAGGAUGUAGGGAAAGAGAAUUAUUUGAUUCAAAAAUCUUAUUUGAAAAGAGACGGAAACCAGUAGUAGCAAGUGAAAGUCAAAGUCAUUAAAUCUCCAGAGUUUAAACCAUAUCAGAGAGCUUUCAUAGAUACUUGUUAAGAAUGUGUGAACAGUACUUUAACAUAUAAAUGUUUCCUAGAAGUGAGAGACUUUGAGUGAUGUGUUCAGUUUCUAUGAGGUCUCUAGAUGCUGUGAGUAUUACUACAUCUUCAUUUCCAUUUUUUUACACUUUCUCAGUGAAUUUUAGUAACACAUCUUAGCAGUUCUACUUUCCCAUACAGUUUUAGAAUACCUAAUUGCUAAAAUAUUUUCAAGGGAAAAUACUAUUUUCAUUUAUGACGUUUUGUGUCUAUGCUGUAUAAGUAAAGACAGUGUGCGCAUUUUAGUAUUAAAAUUGCACUAGUAUCAGAUAUUAAGCAAGAUAACUAGAAAGAAGUCUAAAAACAUCUGUUAUAUAUUUUUGCUUACUUUUUAUAAAAUAUUAGGUUUUCUCUUAAGAUAGUUGAAUUAUUUUUUCUGCCAUGCUAUUUAUUUUUGGAAAAAUAUGUCUGAAACAUAGAACCAAAGAUAGAGAUAAUUUGCUAUAUAUUAUAACUAGCUUUGAUUGCUUUUUCAAGAAAACAAUAUAAAGUUCAAAAGUACCACAAAUUAAAUAUCUGCAUGUGGUCUAUAUACAUAUAUACACGUGAAUAACAUUUCAGCACACAGACUAUUGCAGCAUUGAACAGGAUUGUUCAAUCAAUACUUACCUGAAAUUCCAUUUACGAUUUAUGGGACUGUCUAUCCUUCAAUCUGAACUGUUGCUUAAAACUGACAGCUUUUUGGAUGUUUUCAUAAGUAGCUGUGAUUUUAUCAUAUUAAGAUAGUUGUCUGACAAUAUGUGUAAGGCAGCUAGAAUCACUGUAGUCACAGUCUGGCUAAUCUAACUAGAUUUUUACUACUUCUUAUGAGUCCAGACUAACUGCUUAAGUGCCCAUAUAGUUUGAUAUAAACUACAGAAAAUGUAAGCACUUUGUUUUCAGUCUUGUGUGUAGUCACUUGUCUCAAAUGAACCAAUCUUUAUAAUCUGGCUUAUUUGUAGAAUAGUUUCAGUUGAUUCUAAAAAUGUGAGUUCCAACUGGUAAGUCAUUCCAUGCUACUAGAAAGAGUAGGUGAAUCUGGAAAUUUGGAAAUGUACCAUUGAAAAAGCCUCUCCUCAGCAAAAUACGACAAUUAUCUGAGUAUUUUUUAAAAUACACAACUAAAGUCUAAAGCUACUGUUUUGCUUAUUCUAACUUGAAACAAAAUUUUAGUGAAAAUAAAUGUUUAGAGAGCUAUUUUACUUUUAAAAAUUUGAUGUGAGAAUAAAUGUUAAAGGCAUUAAAUGAACCUGUUUGCAUUUUUUCUUAUAUUGUAAGACAACCAUCACUGUAGAGCUUUUCUUAAGUGUUCAUAACAUGCUUAUCUAAAAUUUGUAGAAGCUGAAGUUUUGAUUAUAUCUUUCA